CUGCUGCUGCCCGCUGGCUGCCGCUCUGGCCGGCGUGCCCGCGGUGGCGGCGCAGCGCUCGUGCGCGUGGCAGCGCCCGCGGGGGCUCGCCGGGCGUGUACAGGACCCGGGGGCCGAGCAUUCCGGAGGUCGCCGCGCUGGCAGGCGGCUCGGGCUCGCCCUAGGGGCUUUCCGAUCUGCAGUUUCCAAGCGCCGUGGGACGAAGCGCUGUCCAAGUCCAAGGGGACAAAAAAUGUGGGCGCGGGUGCGCGCGCGCGGGAGGGGACCGCGUGGGCGGGCGUGAGCCUUUGUGUCGCGGGCGCACCCGCGCAGGUGGGCAGCCCGUGCCGGGACUCGGCUCCACGGGGCCCGUCUUCCGUGUCCAAGGGCUUGGGGCUAUCCCUUGGAGACUGGCGACGGGCCCUUCUCCUAGUGGCAGCUCUCUGGCUUCACAGAUGGUCUAUGGUGGUGAAGAGGGGGCACUAACGGGACUUUCUAAGGACCGCUCUUCCAGAGCCGUGCCCCGGGCGGCGUCCGAGUUGGGCGCGUUUCUUCCUUGCUGUCUCCGGCGAGGGAGCAGACCUGAGGGAUGGCGAUGUCCGCCGGCUGCUAGCGAGCCGCGCAAGAAGAGCGUGAACAUGACCGAGUGUGUGCCGGUGCCCAGCUCCGAACAUGUCGCCGAAAUCGUGGGGCGGCAAGGUUGUAAAAUCAAAGCGCUGCGGGCCAAGACCAACACUUACAUCAAGACCCCAGUCCGCGGGGAGGAGCCUGUCUUUGUUGUGACGGGCAGGAAAGAGGAUGUGGCCAUGGCUCGCAGAGAGAUCAUCUCCGCGGCCGAACACUUCUCCAUGAUACGCGCCUCGAGGAACAAGAACACCGCGCUCAACGGCGCGGUGCCGGGACCGCCCAACCUGCCUGGGCAGACCACCAUCCAGGUGCGAGUGCCCUACCGCGUGGUGGGGCUCGUGGUGGGGCCCAAGGGAGCCACGAUCAAGCGCAUCCAGCAGCAAACGCACACCUACAUCGUUACGCCCAGCCGUGACAAGGAGCCCGUGUUCGAGGUGACGGGCAUGCCAGAGAACGUGGACCGCGCCCGCGAGGAGAUUGAGGCGCACAUCGCCCUGCGCACCGGCGGCAUCAUCGAGCUCACGGACGAGAACGACUUCCACGCCAACGGCACCGACGUGGGCUUCGACCUCCACCACGGGUCCGGCGGGUCCGGCCCGGGCAGCCUCUGGAGCAAGCCCACGCCCAGCAUCACGCCCACCCCUGGCCGCAAGCCCUUCUCCAGCUACCGCAACGACAGCUCCAGCUCUCUCGGCAGCGCCUCCACAGACUCUUACUUCGGGGGCGGCGGCGGUGGGAGCAACGGCAGUGCGGCCGCUACCGCCCAACGCCUGGCGGACUACAGCCCCCCAAGCCCCGCCCUCAGCUUUGCACACAACGGCAACAACAACAACGGCAACGGGUACACCUACGCAGCGCCGGGGGAGGCCCCUGUGCCCUCGCCUGACGGCUGCCCUGAGCCCACGUUUGACCCGGCUCCAGCGCCCCCACCCGGGGCGCCCCUACUCUGGGCCCAGUUCGAGCGGUCCCCAGGGGGCGGACCCGCAGCCCCGGCGUCCUCUUCCUGCUCUUCCUCGGUCUCUUCGUCCGCUUCCUCGUCCUCUGUGGUCUUCCCUGGGGCUGGUGCCGGUGCGCCCUCCAAUGCCAACCUGGGGCUGCUGGUGCACCGCCGGCUGCACCCGGGCGCCAGCUGCCCGCGCCUAUCUCCGCCCCUGCACAUGGCCCCGGGGGCUGGUGAGCACCACCUGGCGCGCCGGGUGCGCAGCGACCCGGGCGGAGGCGGCCUGACCUACGCCGCUGCCUAUGCCAAUGGGCUGGGGGGGCAGCUGCCAGGCUUGCCGCCGUCGGACACUUCGGGCUCCUCGUCGUCGUCCAGCUCUUCCUCCAGCUCCUCGUCGUCCUCCUCCGGGCUGCGACGCAAGGGCAGCCGCGACUGCUCCGUGUGCUUCGAGAGCGAGGUGAUUGCUGCGCUGGUGCCCUGCGGCCACAACCUCUUCUGCAUGGAAUGCGCUAACCGCAUCUGCGAGAAGAGUGAGCCUGAGUGUCCGGUUUGCCACGCGGCGGUCACUCAGGCUAUCCGCAUCUUUUCCUGAAGGCAGCGCGCGCAUGUGCCUGCGCAGAUUUGCGCGGGGGGGCCUUGCCUGGCGGGGAACCCGAAGCCCUCUCCAUCCUAUACCACCUCCCUCGCCUGCCUGCUUGGCUUCUUGGUGCCCAGUUUUCCUUCCCUCCCUGUUCCUCUCCAGCACACUCCGAGAUCCGAGAGAGGAGCUUGGAAAGCUGUAGUAUCGGCUCUUUUUUUUUUUUUAAACCUCUUCUUCUUCUUCUUUUUUUUUUUUUUUUAAGAUUUAAGUUCUAAACAAAGAAACUUGCCAGGAAUUAUCUGCAUCUGAGAGUACUGUACCCUGGGAAACUUGCGAACCACCUGAACAUGCAUGCUGUAUAUGUAAUAGGAACGGCCACAGUCUAGUGAUGUUAGUUUUUACACUGUACCCACCUAGGAAGCUCCCGAAAGAGGACCCUCCCCCAAAGUGUCCCAUUCGCUCACCGUAGGAAGAAAUGAACAGUAGUGGACUGUUGCCCUGUGCGUCCCCUCGUGGGUGGGUUCCUGUGACGCUCGUUGCAGAAUGCCGCGGAUCCUUUACCGAGUGUCCAUGGCAGGGCCAGGAGUUCCCCUGACACCAGGAUACUGCAGCUUUAUUAAA
Messenger RNA from Ochotona princeps (American pika), 2747 nucleotides. It is a transcript of the gene MEX3B, whose product is annotated as mex-3 RNA binding family member B. The transcript has 3 exons. The coding region runs from base 435 to 2138 and encodes 567 amino acids. Lineage: Eukaryota; Metazoa; Chordata; Mammalia; Lagomorpha; Ochotonidae. The record is from RefSeq and is a predicted model, not a curated record. Gene Ontology annotation, molecular function: RNA binding.